Messenger RNA from Fonsecaea nubica, 1707 nucleotides. RefSeq lists its product as hypothetical. The coding region runs from base 1 to 1707 and encodes 568 amino acids. Gene Ontology annotation, cellular component: GPI-anchor transamidase complex. The transcript has 2 exons. The record is from RefSeq and is a predicted model, not a curated record. NCBI's taxonomy places the organism in Eukaryota, Fungi, Ascomycota, Eurotiomycetes, Chaetothyriales, Herpotrichiellaceae. Gene Ontology annotation, biological process: attachment of GPI anchor to protein.
AUGGAGCAAGUCCCUACCACUCCUCCCGAUGCUGUACCUUUGUCGAAACAACCUCCCCCCGAAACACCCGAAGCUGUGAGCCUGCGAACAAAGAUUGUACUCUCCUUCUGGGUGGUGAUUGUACUGCUGGGGCUCCCAGUAUGGUGGCAAACCACCUCGAUCUAUCGGGCAAGCCUGCCACUGCAGGACAUGCUGGACUGGGCAGAGGGACUUAGUACACCCACAACCAUUCCUCUACAUAUCUGGCUCUCUGCCUCCGAUCUACCUUGCUCCGACGCCCAGAAACUCGUACAGGACACCCAGCAAGCCCUGGAUGAUCUCGACGAGUACCCGACAUUCCACCAAAGACUUCACCUGGUCAAUUUGGGACGGGAUGGCCAGGCCGCUGGUGGAAAGAAAGAGAAAAUGGGCGGGAAGUGCGGUGAUGAUCCUGCAUCCCUACACCAUGGAACGCCCGCAUUGAAGAUUCUCCUUGAACCCACCGAGGGUAACUUUGCAUUCACUCUCGACAGCGUCACGGCGACUGCACGUGCCAGUAUACCGGCUGGUCUUGGGGGAAUCACUGCCAAAACUCUUGCCGAAAGCCUCUAUGCUCUGUUCAGAGAGGAACAAAUCGCUGCUGCGCUUCAGACUGUCUCUCUAUCCAGUCACGCUCACAACGCACAGGCAUUUCUGAGAUCUCAACCGUACGAUGUCGUUGUCAAAGUCGAAAAGCAGCUCAAUCGAGCAUACAAACCGUCUCCCGAAUUCCAUCUCACCUUUUCUCUGCUUACGGCCAGCGGUGCUCCUGCAGGGUGGGACAUUGACGAAGCACUUCGAGACCACAUUGGCCCUCUUGUACAAGCACUCUCGUCCAUUGCCGAUUUCGAGAUCCAGACCCAGGUGCAGCUGUAUUCCACUCUCCCUCCCACCAUCCAACCUACUCGCCGAGAAGGACAAAACGGCACUUUCCUCCAGCAGAACGAGCUCACAGCGUUUGUGAAUUCUGCAGAGUGGCCUCUAGCGCCUUCCAUUGGAGAUGGACCUACGCUCAACUUCAUCCUCUAUGUCCCAGCCAGGGAUCAGAUACCUCUGCGCGUCGAUGGGGUUGACGAAAAUUCGUGGCUGAUCCCUCAAUGGGGUGGAAUACAAAUUCUCAAUCCACCUCUGUUCCUGCACGCUGUCCACGGCAACAUGGUACCUGCUUAUCUUGAUCUAGAGCUCUUGCACCUGCCCUUUGAGACAUUUGCCUUGCAAUUACUGUCCUUGCUGGGGGUCUCGCAUCCUGGUGAUUCUGCCCCGCCACGGCCGCUUCAGCUACGACUCGAUGCCUACAAACGCCUGUCAGCUCUUUCCCUUUCCCUACAUGCCGCGUCUAGUCUGGGAUCACUUGCUCGACUGGCUCAACGACUCAGCAACAUUCCAAUCCCGAGACACGUCGCUCAGCUAGUCGACGACUCCAUUGCCAACCUCAAAGCGUGUUGCAAAUUCUUGCUCGAAGGUAGAUUCGAUCUCACUCUCGAACAUGCGAAAACUGCCUUCAAAGACAGCGAAAAGGCUUUUUUCGACAAAUCCAUGGUCGGCCAGGUCUACUUUCCCGACGAGCACAAAAUCGCCGUGCUCCUUCCACUCUUGGGCCCUGUCGGAGUUCCGCUGAUUGUUGGCCUCCUGAGGGAAGUCAAAAGGGUCCUCUCGUCGCGGCGAGCAGCCAAAGUAGGCGCACACUAG